GCCGUGGCGCUGUUGUCGUGCAUAAAUUAUGCACUGAGCUCGCGCUCGCGCUCUGCAGCUCUCCUAGGCUCGCGCGGUUGCAACCGCUUCUCUCCAGUCUUUGUGUUCAAGCGGUGCCCAAGCAGGCUGUUCCUGGGGUCGCGAGCCCUGUUUUUUUUUGCGUCUCGCCCCGGAAAAAAACCGGACACACAGGCGGAAGCAGGCAGCAGUCCGCUGCGACGCCUCCCUGCCCACAAAUAAUGCGUUUUAUAUUCCGCACCUCGGAAGGUUUCUACUUUUUCGACGUUCUUUUCGUGCGGGCGUUCAUGGACGGGGCGGCAUGAGUGCCCGAUGUUACGCGGCGUCGGCUAUGGACCUCGGCGUGUUGCAACUGAGGAGUUUCUCUAUCUCGUUGCUGUCCUCCGUGCUGGGGAAGGAGAGCGGCGCGCUCCGCCUCGAGCACAGUUCGUCGGGAGCCAGUGUGGUGGCCAUUGACAACAAGAUCGAACAGGCAAUGGACCUGGUGAAGAGCCACCUGAUGUACGCGGUGCGCGAGGAGGUGGAGGUGCUGAAGGAGCAGAUCAAGGAGCUGCUGGAGAAGAACAGCCAGCUGGAGACCGAGAACAGCCUCCUCAAGACGCUCGCCAGCCCCGAGCAGAUGGCCCAGUUCCACGCCCAGGUUCAGAGCGACUGCUCCCCCACUGGGGGGGGGGGAGGAGUCGGGGGCGGGGCUGGAGGCGGAGUUGGAGCAGGGGGUGGGGUCUCAGCCGGGAGCUCGCCGCCGGUGCUGCCGCCGCCAUCGCCAGCCGUGCAGAACUCAGGCCCGUCGGCAUAGCAACCGUCACGUCGUCGCCUCGUUCUGCUCCGAUGAGGAAGGUUAACCAGGAGGAAGAGGAGGAGGUAUGUGUGGGGGGGUGGUGCAGUGAUCGAGCUAACCCCCCCCCCCCCCUCCCGAGAAAUUAUCGGACGAAGCCCAUCUUUCGAUUUUUGGGAUUAUUAUUUUUGCACAUUCGUGGUUCGUGACCUCUCCCCCCCCCCCCCACCUGAUCAUGUUCAAGAAACUCUUGGUGUCGGACACACACACACACACACACACACACACACACACACACACACACACACACACACACACACACACACACACACACACACACACACACACCAAAAAUACGGGCUUGUGCGCAAAGCUUAGCCGUAAAGUGUGUGUACGUUUUGUGAUGCGCUCCUGACAAUCGGCAUGACGACCUGGGAGGAGGAGGGGGGAUGCUGGGGGGGGGAGAGGCAUCGCUGUACCAGUCUCGGGGAACAACACAGACGAUUUCUUCUUUUGAUUCUCGGGGGGGGAAUUGGACGCUCUGGCCGUCUUCUCACCGAUACCGUCGUUAGGAAACCCUCCCUGCAGGCAAGGACUUUUGCAUGGGCAGAUGCUGCAACCGGGGCCUAACCACAGCCCCCCCCCCCCCCCCCUUUCCUUGGAUGCGUUCACCCCUCCCUCCACCCCGACCUCGAAGCUUUUACCUAGCAACUUAAUUAUUUUUUCUUUCAUACUUUUACGUUUUAGCACUUUUUGUCAUCGACACUAAACCGACCAAUGGGGGACCAGUAGCAGGGGCUUUUGAAUAAAUAAAUAAAGAAAGGCCUAGAACAAACGGAGAGGACACUCUGAAUACCACCCAUCUGGUAUGGGAGGCGCAGGGCCAGCCAUCUCAACGUACUCUUAUUUUUGAAAGGGCGUUCAAUGAGGAGCUUUUAUUGUGAAUUUUUAUUUUUUUCGUUUGAGGUGGAGGUUUGGGCUGUACGCACAUCAGUCACUUGUUAUCCAUCUGUCACUUUCUCCCCGGUUUGAGUCUCCCCAUCGACGACCAUUUUGUCCCCUUCCCGCCUUUUUGACCCCCCCACCUCCAUGUCCACUGGAGAAAGGAACCGAAACGACGUUGGGACAAUUACUUUGGGAAUCGCAUGUAUUUGGCAGGGCAACACCAAGGACUGGUAUCGGACUGCACCUCUUCUUUCCUGUGUUGCGUUAUGUCAAGUCAGUCAGUAUCGGAUUCGGUUAAUAUUGGAAAAAAAUGACUUUGGAUCGGAUUCAACGGGACUGUUUAAACCGAAUUCAAACCGUACAAUGUCCGAUUGACCUCUGCCAAGUGCCUGGUGCGACACCAUAGAUGCAUAUAUGAUAUUUUUUGUUUUGUAAGUAUUAUUAUCUUUUUUUUGUUGUAUGUAUGAGGUGACCCUCCUUUUGUGUGUGUAUGUAUGUUUGCGUGCGUGUGUAUAUAUAUCUAUGGUUUUAGCCAGGUGUCGAACUACUACCUGUAAACUCAGACCAGGUGGAGAUAGACCAGGAAAGGCUGUUGUCGUCGGCGACACACACACACACAACCCAACGAAGACUCACUGUAACGUGAACAUCGUCCCAUCCCGAACACUCUGAACGAUGCUGUUUUUUUUGCCCCCGUUGGAUGGUAUUUUUCUGUCCUUUACGACUCUGUCUGCGUGCUUCGGAGGAGGUGGUGGUGGAGAAGGUGGUGGUGGAGAUAGGAAAGCAGUGGUUCUCGUGUGCAUGCUCCUCAGACCCUUCACAAAUGUGACGUUCGUUUGCACUACACAGUUGCACCUCAAAUAAAAAGAAUACCCUUAAAUUA
Molecule: messenger RNA, 2621 nt
Organism: Gadus macrocephalus (Pacific cod)
Lineage: Eukaryota; Metazoa; Chordata; Actinopteri; Gadiformes; Gadidae
Product: TSC22 domain family protein 1-like
Exons: 3
Coding region: 320-814 (164 amino acids)
Biological process (GO): regulation of transcription by RNA polymerase II
Source: RefSeq, a predicted model, not a curated record